Pygoscelis adeliae (Adelie penguin) is the source of this 4022-nucleotide messenger RNA. It is a transcript of the gene STXBP5, whose product is annotated as syntaxin binding protein 5 (tomosyn). Gene Ontology annotation, biological process: regulation of exocytosis; regulation of protein secretion. The coding region runs from base 390 to 3302 and encodes 970 amino acids. Gene Ontology annotation, molecular function: myosin II binding; GTPase activator activity; syntaxin binding. Gene Ontology annotation, cellular component: cytoplasm; SNARE complex; plasma membrane. The transcript has 27 exons. NCBI's taxonomy places the organism in Eukaryota, Metazoa, Chordata, Aves, Sphenisciformes, Spheniscidae. The record is from RefSeq and is a predicted model, not a curated record.
UACGCCAUGGUUUCCCCUAUCAACCUUCAGCCUUGGCAUUUGAUCCUGUUCAGAAAAUACUGGCCAUCGGGACUCAGACUGGAGCACUACGGCUCUUUGGUCGGCCAGGAGUUGAAUGCUACUGCCAACAUGACAGUGGAGCUGCAGUAAUCCAGCUUCAGUUCCUAAUUAAUGAGGGAGCUCUUGUGAGUGCCUUGGCUGAUGAUACCUUACACCUGUGGAACUUACGUCAGAAGAGACCUGCUAUACUUCAUUCACUCAAAUUUAACCGAGAACGAAUAACAUUUUGUCAUCUGCCUUUCCAAAGUAAAUGGCUAUAUGUGGGUACCGAAAGAGGAAACAUUCACAUUGUCAAUGUGGAAUCAUUUACUCUCUCAGGCUAUGUCAUCAUGUGGAAUAAAGCCAUUGAACUGUCAUCCAAAUCUCACCCAGGACCUAUUGUCCACAUUAGUGACAAUCCAAUGGAUGAAGGAAAGCUUCUAAUUGGCUUUGAGUCUGGAACAGUGGUAUUAUGGGAUCUGAAGUCAAAGAAGGCAGAUUACAGAUACACACAUGAUGAGGCUAUCCAUUCUGUGGCUUGGCAUCAUGAAGGAAAACAAUUUAUUUGUAGUCACUCAGAUGGUACCUUGACCAUAUGGAAUGUAAAAUCUCCUACUAAACCAUUCCAGACAAUCACUCCACACGGAAAGCAGCUGAAGGAUGGAAAGAAGCCAGAACCCUGCAAACCUAUCCUUAAAGUGGAAUAUAAAACAACUAGAGCUGGGGAGCCUUUCAUCAUUCUCUCAGGAGGCUUGUCAUAUGACACUGUAGGAAGAAGACCCUGUUUAACAGUUAUGCAUGGGAAAAGUACUGCUGUGCUAGAAAUGGAUUAUUCUAUUGUUGAUUUUCUAACCCUCUGUGAAACGCCAUAUCCUAAUGACUUUCAGGAACCAUAUGCUGUAGUUGUUCUUCUAGAAAAGGACUUAGUACUGAUUGACCUUGCACAAAAUGGGUACCCUAUAUUUGAGAAUCCCUAUCCUUUGACUAUACAUGAAUCUCCGGUUACCUGUUGUGAAUAUUUUGCUGAUUGUCCUGUGGACCUCAUACCUGCACUCUAUUCAGUUGGCGCUCGACAGAAACGUCAAGGUUACAGUAAGAAGGAAUGGCCUAUCAGUGGAGGCAACUGGGGUUUGAUCACUCAGAGCUAUCCAGAGAUAAUUAUUACAGGGCAUGCUGAUGGGUCAAUCAAGUUUUGGGAUGCCUCAGCAAUAACGCUGCAAGUACUCUAUAAGCUAAAAACAGCCAAAGUAUUUGAAAAAUCACGGAAUAAAGAUGACAGGCCAAACACAGAUAUAGUAGAUGAAGAUCCAUAUGCUAUUCAGAUCAUCUCAUGGUGUCCAGAAAGUAGAAUGCUGUGCAUAGCUGGAGUUUCUGCACAUGUCAUUAUUUACAGGUUCAGCAAGCAGGAAGUGACAACAGAAGUCAUUCCGAUGCUGGAAGUACGUCUGUUAUAUGAAAUAAAUGAUGUUGAAUCUCCAGAUGGUGAGCAGGUGCCACCUUUACCAACUCCAGGCACAGGUUCCAAUCCUCAAUCCAUUGUUCCCCAGUCUCAUCCAUCUACUAGUAGCAGUUCAUCUGAUGGACUACGUGAUAAUGUCCCAUGUUUAAAAGUUAAAAAUUCUCCUCUCAAGCAAUCUCCAGGCUACCAAAUUGAGCUAGUUAUUCAGCUAGUGUGGGUGAGUGGAGAACCUCCUCAACAGAUAACCAGCUUAGCAGUCAACUCGGCGUACGGCCUAGUAGUUUUUGGAAACUGUAAUGGUAUUGCCAUGGUUGAUUACCUCCAGAAGACAGUGCUCUUGAAUCUAGGCACUAUUGAACUAUAUGGCUCCAACGAUCCUUAUCGCAGGGAGCCACGAUCUCCCCGAAAAACUCGGCAACCGUCUGGAGGUCUUUGUGAUAUUAAUGAAGGUACAAUGGUGCCAGAAGACCGCUGCAAAUCACCCACUUCAGGUUCUGGUUCACCAAACAAUUCUGAUGAUGAUGAUCAAAAAAUGAAUAAUUUUAUAGAAAAGGUGAAGACCAAAAGCAGAAAGUUUUCCAAGAUGGUAGCCAAUGACAUAGCAAAGAUGUCCAGGAAGCUAAGUUUGCCAACUGAGUUAAAGCCUGAUUUAGAUGUCAAAGACAACUCUUUCAGUCGAUCCCGGAGUUCUAGUGUAACUAGCAUUGAUAAAGAGUCACGCGAGGCAAUUUCAGCUCUUCAUUUCUGUGAGACUUUCACAAGAAAGGCUGAUACAUCACCUUCCCCAUGCCUGUGGGUUGGGACCACACUGGGUACAGUGCUUGUCAUUGUACUGAACUUACCCCCGGGAGGAGAGCAAAGACUUCUUCAGCCAGUAAUUGUUUCUCCUAGUGGAACCAUCCUGAGGCUAAAAGGGGCAAUCUUGAGAAUGGCUUUUCUGGAUACCACAGGGUCUUUAGUGCCACCAGCACAUGAACCUUGGAGAGAACACAAUGUUCCUGAAGAUAAAGAUGAAAAAGAUAAAUCGAAAAAGCGACGACCUGUCUCAGUGUCCCCCUCUUCCUCUCAGGAAAUCAGUGAAAACCAAUAUGCAGUCAUAUGUUCGGAAAAGCAAGCAAAAGUUAUCUCACUGCCAUCACAGAACUGUAUUUAUAAGCAAAACAUAACAGAGACUUCUUUUGUUCUUCGUGGAGAUAUAGUGUCAUUGAGUAACAGUAUCUGCCUUGCAUGUUUCUGUGCCAAUGGACAUAUUAUGACGUUUAGUUUGCCAAGUUUAAGGCCAUUGUUGGAUGUGUAUUACCUGCCACUCACCAAUAUGCGGAUAGCCAGAACAUUCUGCUUCACCAAUAAUGGACAAGCACUCUAUCUUGUCUCACCAACUGAAAUACAGAGGCUCACCUACAGUCAAGAAACAUGUGAAAACCUUCAGGAAAUGUUGGGUGAGCUCUUCACUCCUGUAGAAACACCAGAAGCACCGAACAGGGGGUUCUUUAAAGGCCUGUUCGGAGGUGGGGCACAGUCACUUGACAGAGAAGAACUUUUUGGAGAAUCAGCAUCAGGGAAGGCAUCAAGAAGUCUUGCCCAGCAUAUUCCAGGGCCUGGGGGUAUUGAAGGUGUCAAAGGAGCAGCAUCUGGUGUCGUUGGUGAACUAGCACGAGCCCGGUUGGCACUAGAUGAAAGAGGACAGAAACUAGGAGAACUGGAAGAAAAAACUGCAGCUAUGCUUUACAGUGCUGAUUCUUUCUCUAAACACGCUCAUGAGAUGAUGUUGAAGUACAAAGACAAGAAGUGGUACCAAUUCUGAUGACACUCAUCAAUUACAUCUGUUUAAUUUUGUCCUGAUGAAAAAAAUCUUGGUUUUUCAUUAAUUUUGGCAGGACCAUUGAAAUUUAAAGGAGUAUUCACCAUUGGAUACUGUUGUUUCCUAGCACAAAUCACACACUGUUUUACCUCAGUCGUGGCUUUAACUGAGGAGCUUUAUAUUUAAAAGAAACACACAAAAAACAAACUUGAGUGUUUCUUAGCUGUUGGUUAGCUGAGAGUUGGAACAGAGAAGGUAACUAGAACAUGUGGAAAAGAGAGUAAAAGGAAAACGUAGUGUGAGAUGGGCAGGGGCAAUGCAGGGUCAAUCCUGUGUUAAUAUUUCAUAUGCCAAAAGUUUUUGUGCUAUUGUAACUGCUGCCAGUGUUAUACCCUCCUGUGAGGAGAGGCAAUAAAUCAGGGGUCCAAGAGCUGGAAUAAAGUUGUUUGUCUUGCUGGACAGUAGCUGACUUACACUUACCCUCUCUAGGACUCACUGUAUUUACCAUUAUUGUUGAAGAAGAGUUGAAGUUUGCUGUCACUUCUUUCAUCGGAAAAGCUGGAAGCUUGGAAGAUUUCAUGUUGAAAAUUGUAUACAUAGUUGACCUGUGCAUAGUCUUUUCUUGGACCCCUGAUCUAGUAUUCUUGUAUUCACAUCAUAUUCUGUGAAGUGCAAAACAAGAAAAUACACAACUUUUGCAUUAAAGUCAAGUGAAUAAUAUGA